Messenger RNA from Haliotis rufescens (red abalone), 2990 nucleotides. RefSeq lists its product as uncharacterized. The transcript has 6 exons. Lineage: Eukaryota; Metazoa; Mollusca; Gastropoda; Lepetellida; Haliotidae. The coding region runs from base 109 to 1491 and encodes 460 amino acids. The record is from RefSeq and is a predicted model, not a curated record.
AUACACUACAGUUGAAAGACUUGAAUAGAUAUAAACUACGUCUGACAGCAGCGUGGAAAUAUAGCAAAAGAUCUAUAUAACUACUGUCACCGUUCAAAAAGAUUCAACAUGGCUUUGCUUCCUCCUGGUGGUCUUCCGGAGAUAGUCUUCUCCUUUGACACAACCGGCUCCAUGAGCAGCUGUCUCGUCGAAGUCAGAGGUCGACUCCAGGACAUGAUACAGCGGCUCCAGGCUGACAUACCCGCCAUCAGAAUUGCCGUCUUCGCACACGGGGACUAUUGUGACAAACACAACUACAUCACAAAGUGGAUCGACUUUUCCACAGACGUUAAGGAACUAUGUGACUUUGUAAACAACGUCAGCAGCACUGGAGGCGGAGACUCGGACGAAUGUUACGAACUCGUUCUCAGACAAGUUGGGGAGGAGUUGUCAUGGACACCCGGAUCCAAUCGUGCCCUCGUCAUGAUCGGGGACGCCAACCCCCAUGAACCAGACUACCCCGACAACAAACUCAAGAUAGACUGGAGGGAGGAGAUUCAAACUCUCAAUAAAAUGGGAGUGAAGAUAUAUGGGGUAGAGCGUGGAUGUGGCAGCAUGGAAUUCUACAAGAGAAUGUCACAGGAGACAGGGGGACGCCAUCUUCAACUCGACAGCUUUUCCAAUGUCUUCGACUUCCUCAUGGCCAUCUGCUACAGGGAGCACGGGGCAGAUAUGUUUGAUGUGUACGAGAAAGAAGUUCGAACUCGUUGUGGUGAAGGUGCCCUCAGCAAAGACAUGGAAGGAAUGUUUACCUCACUUCGUGAUGGAGUAGCCCCCCUUUCAUCGCCAAAGAAGACCACAACCGGUUGCAGUAAGAAAGAUGUAAAGAUCCCCACCUUAAAGAAAACUACAUCGAUCACAGCAGUUCGAAAGGCCAAGCCUAAAUCCAUCAGGAGACCAGGAACUAAAUCACUGAAGAAACCUACAAAGUUUGUGACACCUCUUCUGAGAAGAGAGGAAGUCUUUGAGAACAACUUCAGCUUGAGAAACAUGGACUGGUCACCGUGGGUCAAAGUUAUCUCCCCUGACGUUCCACUCAAACAGGAUGCACAAUGGGAGAAAAGACGGGGUGCCAACCCUGGAUUCAGAAAGAAGACAAUCUUCAAGUCUGAGAACAAUAAGCCAGCUCUCUAUGAGAUCGGUGUUCAGACCAUCCGGUACGGACGAAGGUGUGUGGUAUUCAGUAAAUUCUGCCACAACAUUCCUGAUAAUGUCAACUGGGAAACACGGCUCCUUGGAAACAAAAUUGUCAGAGCUCAGGUGAACAACGUUGUGUCUCAGGACUGCAGUGUCUAUGUGCGGAGGGUGGUGUAUAGAAGAGCAUUAUACCAUGCCAAAACAGCCUCCAUGAUAAAGUCCUAUGACUACGCAUGGAGACGUCUGAGGAGAUCACGAUCUACUGCUCGACAUGUGUUCAAACAAGGCAGCACAAUUUCAUCAGACAAAGUAUAGAAUGUUUCUGAACAUUGACGCAAUACUAACAGAUACGGAGAUAUGGACAUUUUUCUUAACAUGCCAUAUAUCAAAGGACAUUCUGGAAAACACUGACACAUAAGAGGUUAAAUUCAUAAGUAUAUAACUUUGGAAAACAUUGAGAUCGAAUCUCAUAUCAUACAACUUGCCAGAUAUUUUAUGUAAAUGAGAGGGCAUGAUGUGUCAUUAAAGUGCGUGAAUGAGAAUGUGUGUGUUCUACCGAAUGAUGGACAGAUGAACGUUAUUUUCCUGUUAUGUGAAACGCUGUAUAUAUUUGAUUGUUCAUAUUACGCUGAUAUAAAUUCAUAUCAUUCAUUGACCUACAGUCUAUACUUCAUUUUAACAUGUGCAAUAUCAGAAUAAGAAUGAAUAAAACAAACUAAUAAGACUUGCAUAAACUUUAUUUUCUUUGAAAAUGUGUACUUACAAGAGUGCGUCCUCCUGCCCCCGAAACGUGGCGUUUGUUUCACACUGAAGACCUCAACUAUCCGUUGUCUCGAUUCAGUUUCAUUUAAUGCGCCCUGGCAUGGACAUAUAGCAACAUUCACUCAUAUCACAACCCCCCAAAUCCAGCCCCGACUUCCAUAUCUCUUUGAGUAAAGACAUCGUAAGGAACAAAACGAACAGCCGUUCUUGUUGUUACGCUUUCCAGCAUGAUAUUUCACUUACAUAGUCAAAAGAAUAUAGAAUGUAUUCAUGUUUCAUCUCAAUUGUGUACAAUGUAUUUACUGCACAUUUUGCAUGCAUUAUUUAGUCAAAAUUUGCAGUGAUGUGCUAUUCCUGUUCUCUGCAUCUAAUGUAUUGAGUUUGGAAAUUAAAUUGGUGUACAAUGAAAAUCAUAUAUAUAUAAUAAGAUCUAGCUAUGAGCACUCCUUUGCAUUUAUUCAUAUUCACAUGUCAUAUGAGUUUUAACUCCUAUAUUGUAACUCGCAUAUACUGAAACACUUAAUAUGUUAACAUCCAUGAACUGAAAUGCAUUGGGCUGUCCUCCCACCUUGAGAUGAGUUUGAUAACAUUACAAAUGUAAAUACCCGAAUACAUGCAUUAGGUGAAAAAAUAACGGUAUGACAUAAUUAAUAGGACCAAAUUGCAUCUUAUGUAACUGUUUUAGUUAUUAAUAUGUAUUUUAUUUCAUGAUAUUAAUCUGUAAUGAUUGUCAUUCAGGAAGACUUAAAGUAGUUCCAGCAUAAAGCGUUAUGUGUCACUCAACAGAAAUAUCGAUUUGUAUUUGGGAGUAAACAGUUUUUCAACACUUAAUACAUAAUAAUAACUGAUAUUUCAUAUGGAAGCAUGUAGCUAUAGUACUGCUAAUAACAUUUAUUUCAUGAAAACUAGACCACGUUUUGCAGUUAUUUUGAGUCACUAGGUUAAGGUUGUUGUUUUUUAAAACGUAGGAUCAGUGGUUGAAAUAAAAUUAAAAUACUAAAUCAUAAUUUAAGUGUUUUCAGGAAGUUAUUGUCCUCGUGAUGAAAUAAAGA